This is a messenger RNA of Rotaria socialis, 708 nucleotides long. NCBI's taxonomy places the organism in Eukaryota, Metazoa, Rotifera, Eurotatoria, Philodinida, Philodinidae. The record is from the annotation of a GenBank genome assembly.
AUGAGUGAGCUUGUAUCUCGUCUCAAAAUAAUUGUUGAACGUAUAAAUCAACUAUCGUCAUCUCAUCGUUCUCCGGUUCGUUUAAUUGCUAUAUCAAAAACAAAAGCAGUUGAAGAUAUAAUUGAACUUUAUCGUGCUGGACAACGUUACUUUGGUGAAAACUAUGUUGAAGAGUUAGAAAAGAAAUCCAAUAAUCAAUUAAUUCGUAGUCAAUGUCCUGAUAUUCGUUGGCAUUUUGUUGGUCAUUUACAACGAAAAAAAGUUCCUAAAAUUUUAACGCGCGUACCAAAUCUUGAUUGUAUUCAAACCGUUGAUACAAUUGAUUUAGCAAAUCGUUUAAAUUUAAAUCUUCAGCAGCAAUCACGAAACUUAAAUAUUCUUCUACAAAUAAAUACAAGUAAUGAAAAACAAAAAUAUGGAAUUGAUUCAAAACAAUUUCUAUCUCUAUAUGACUAUAUAAAAAUCAAUUGUCCCUUAUUAGUUUGCCAAGGUUUGAUGACCAUCGGCUCAUUAAAUAAUGUUCAAACACAGAGCGAUCAAGAUUUUCAUGCUUUAAUUAAAUGUCGCGACGAACUAUGUGCAAAAUAUAAUUAUAACAUAAAAGAUAUUGAAAUUUCGAUGGGUAUGUCGCAUGACUACGAACGUGCGAUUCAAAUGGGAAGCACAAUUGUACGUGUGGGCAGUUCAAUAUUUGGAGCUCGUCAUUGA